AUGGUGGUAUGCAACUUUUUUCAGCAGGGUCGCUGCAAGUUUGGAGAUCGCUGCAAGUUUGAGCACCCUGGCAAACCGACUGCUGGUCCAUCGGGGAAUCGAUUCGGGGCUUUAUCAGGAGGAUUUGGAGGUCAAAACCAGACUCAACGAGUAGCCGACCCAGUAGUGAAGGCAAGCGAAAUCAAGCAAGAUUUGACCGCUGGCCAGGGCCGUCCGGAAUGGAUCUUCUCCGCAUAUGCGCCCCACAGAGAUGUUGCGCGCCAGCUGUUCGGCGGAGCUCACCGCGAACGCAGCAUGGAAGAGAUGCGCUUGCGCCAUUAUGAAUUAGCAGCAGCCGGUAACCUGAAUGAAGCGGUCCAAGAAGCCUCGUCUCUGUGGCAAGAAUGCGUGCAACAGAUGGAAAUCUCACUGAAUGACCUGAAUGGUGCCGUCAAAUAUAUCGUUGACGGCAAGAAUGAACAUCCUAAUCGACUGGACAUUAUCGAGGGAAAGACCCAGACUGUUAACCAAGCUCCAGCACCAUUUGGCCAACCCUCUCCAUUCGGCCAGGCCGCGCCUACACCCAGCAUUGGUCCUGCACCUGGAGCGUUCGGUGCUCCUUCCUCGACAUUUGGCCAGCCAUCAGGAGUUGGGCAGUCAGUCGGAUUCGGUAGGGCUUCAGCACCAGCGCAACCGUCUGGCUUCGGACAGAAUUCUGCCUUGGGUAGCUCAGCCUUCGGCCAAACCUCCAUCUUGGGAGGUCAGUCUGCUUUCGGCAAAACACCUUUCGGCCAGCCAGCUCUUGCUCAGCCAGGAGUUAACCCAAGCCCAUUCGGUAAGCCGUCAGCUCUGGGAGGCGCGGCCCCAUUCGGGGCUCCAUCUGCCGCUUCACCUUUCACCCAAGUAGCUCAGAACCAGCCUGCUGGUGGUGGGUUUGGCCAGAGCGCCGGACAACCUGCUCCGUCGCCUUUCGGUCCAACCGCUGGACAAUCUGGCCCGUCUCCAUUUGGCCAGCCAGCUGCCAACACGAGCCCAUUUGGUCAACCCUCAGCCCCGGCAGGCGCUGCUCCAUUCGGUCAACCUUCAGCCCCGACAGGCACUACGCCAUUCGGCCAACCGUCAGCUCCGGCAGCCGCCGCCCCAUUUGGUGUUCCAUCUGCCCCUUCUCCCUUCACUCAGGUACCCCAGAAUCAGCCUGCUGCGGGUGGGUUUGGCCAGAGUGCUGUACAACCUGCUCCGUCUCCCUUCGGCCAGCCUGCAGUUCAAGGCGUGCCGGUGCAGAGUACCAACGCCGGCCCUCGUGCAUACAUCAAAAUCGAAAAUCCUCAAGACCUCAACCCUCUUCCACAACUGGAGGGCGAAACUCGACAUAACCCAUCCACUAAACAACUAGUGAUGUGGAAGGGCCGCCCUGUCAAGUAUAUCAACGAGCAUCCGUGCUACCUUCACCCGCAAGACAACAUCACCUUUGUCCGGAUCAACUUCCCUAACGGGCCACCUGAUGCUGCUGGUUUGAAAGACGCACACGGAAAGCCCGAGGAAUACACACCAGAAGUCGUUGAGGCAUAUCAGUUUUUCCUUCAGAAUGGCUACUUCAAGGACGGCAACAUUCCCGCAGUACCUCCCAAGCAGGAGUGGCUCAGUUUCGACUUUUAA
Penicillium roqueforti is the source of this 1635-nucleotide messenger RNA. Its product is annotated as FG-nucleoporin nup42. Gene Ontology annotation, molecular function: metal ion binding. The coding region runs from base 1 to 1635 and encodes 544 amino acids. The record is from RefSeq and is a predicted model, not a curated record. NCBI's taxonomy places the organism in Eukaryota, Fungi, Ascomycota, Eurotiomycetes, Eurotiales, Aspergillaceae. The transcript is spliced from 4 exons.